Molecule: messenger RNA, 1120 nt
Organism: Triticum dicoccoides
Lineage: Eukaryota; Viridiplantae; Streptophyta; Magnoliopsida; Poales; Poaceae
Product: dr1-associated corepressor-like
Exons: 6
Coding region: 119-886 (255 amino acids)
Cellular component (GO): nucleus
Molecular function (GO): RNA polymerase II general transcription initiation factor activity; protein heterodimerization activity; core promoter sequence-specific DNA binding
Source: RefSeq, a predicted model, not a curated record
GGAAAGACAACAAAACAAGAAAUCCAAUCGUCAAAGAAGAACGAGAAAAGAAAAUACACAAAAGAUAGACCACGAUUGCCGGCAUCGAGCCCGACGAGGCGUCGGAGGUGCGACAAAGAUGAGGAAGAAGCUGGGCACCCGGUUCCCCGCGGCACGGAUCAAAAAGAUAAUGCAAGCAGAUGAGGAUGUUGGCAAAAUUGCACUGGCUGUGCCUGUUUUAGUUUCGAGAGCCCUUGAAUUGUUUCUGCAAGAUUUGAUCGACCACUCAUACAAAAUUACUCUUCAAAGUGGUGCAAAGACACUGAAUUCCUUCCACCUAAAGCAAUGUGUGAAGAGGUACAGCUCUUUUGACUUCCUAACUGAGAUUGUCAACAAGGUGCCAGAUCUCGGUGGCGGUGAAUCUUGUGGAGAUGAAAGAGGAUUACCCAGAAGAAGGAAAUUUUCAAAUGGAAGCGACCCAGAGAAUGAGGAGCCCCGAUCUAGCAAAAUGCCCAUAAGAAGCUUGAACACCAGUCCCAGAGGACGAGGCAGAGGUCGAGGAAGAGGGCGAGGGCGGCCUCCAACCAAGAGAAAGGAAAUUGGUUAUGUACAGUUUGAGGAUGAGAGCAGCAUGUUUGCUGAACAAAGUGAACCCUUGCCAGGAGAUGAGAUAGUUCCGGAGACCAACCGUGGCAAUGAGAGUAUUCCCCAAAGCUCACAUCCUCUAGUGGAGGCUCCAUCAGCCAUGACGCCAGCUGUGAUUUCAAAGGUUGAAGAAGCUAGCACCAACCAUCAGCCAGAUUGGCCUAUGCCAGAUGCCAUUGUAGGCAUUGGUGUUGGACCAUCCAGUUUUGGACAUCUGACAGUGCAGGUUGAUGAGGUAGAGGACUACGACAAUGAGGAUUAGGCAUAGUCAUCCUCUCAUUCAUCAUAUGCUCUAACAGGACAGUUCUCCUGGUGUUGUACAUUGUAAAUAUUGUUUCAAGUAGUUACUGCAGCUAUGAUGUGUAACCUAUUUCUUUUUCCCAAUAAUUGGUUCUGAGUUGCCGCAUUGUUGACCUAACUGACUAGGAUGUGCUAAAUUUAACCCUGUAUUUGACGGUUGAAGCAGUGAUAUUCUGUCGUCCUGUUAUAUUGUACA